AUGUCGAGCGAGUCUAUCCCAUUAAGUCAAGCACUCCGCAAAGCCGAAAGCAAGAACGAACCCAUCAACCUCCCCUCAACACUCGGCGCAUUCAUCCAGGACUCCCUCGCCGAACUGGACCUCAAACGUCGUGCGCACAAGCUGGCAUAUGCACAGCUUAAUCCGAACUCUGAAUACUACUACCCUCCACACGACCUCCUCCUACUCGAACGGGGUAUCAUGCACUGCAUUGAGACUGCAUCCUGGGGUCGGUUAGCUAACAACCUGGAUGGGCUGGAGGGAAGGCAUCAAGCUGCGUUGAGUGUUGGGAGGGGGGAAUUAGAACUGAAGAGGAGGGUUUAUCCGGGGUAUGUACCGGUUUAUAGAGAGGAGGUUCCGCGUAUUUUGGGUGAUGGAAGCGCUGUAUGGGUGGCGCCUUGUUUUGAUGAGUAA
Messenger RNA from Coprinopsis cinerea okayama7#130, 432 nucleotides. RefSeq lists its product as hypothetical. The transcript has a single exon. NCBI's taxonomy places the organism in Eukaryota, Fungi, Basidiomycota, Agaricomycetes, Agaricales, Psathyrellaceae. The coding region runs from base 1 to 432 and encodes 143 amino acids. The record is from RefSeq and is a predicted model, not a curated record.